AUGCUGACAGAUCGUCAAUCGUCUCAGGCCACUCCUGCCAGUAUGCUGUCAAUUGACGGCCUCACCAACAGUGUCUCGGAGUUUUCCCAUGAUCCAGAGAACGGCGUGCGGUUUAAGUCCUGCCGCACCAUCGCAUCUCUCAGCCUCCGGGUCACCUCGGAAGACACUUCACAGCAGCAGAGGAUGUAUACAACCGUCCUCAUCAAUGGUCAGGUAGUUCGUGUCCAGCUAGACACAGUCUCGGACGCAACCAUCAUCUCGGAAACUGAAUGGCGUUCCAUCGGAAGUUCUCCACUCAGGAACACCUCUGAAAAGGCAAUCAAUGCCUGCGGUGGUUAUAUCCUCAAAGCAAACCUGAACCUCCAUUUAUUUGACAUUCAAUGA
Messenger RNA from Mesocestoides corti, 384 nucleotides. NCBI's taxonomy places the organism in Eukaryota, Metazoa, Platyhelminthes, Cestoda, Cyclophyllidea, Mesocestoididae. The record is from the annotation of a GenBank genome assembly.